UUUUCGCAAAUGUGUUUACAUUUUGGUUUGUUUUGGUAAACUGGCCUGUUAAAUUUUAAUUUAAUUAAAUUUACCUGUGAAUUUGAAAGUUAAUUUUGUUCUAUUGUUGUUUGGCUAAUCACAAGGAUCAGGUUGAUACCUAAAUUGUAAUAUUUCACCAGUUACUUACAUUGUUUUGGUUACUCUUAAAACUGAACCGUUAUUACAUAGCAACCAUGUGUUUUCUUGUUUUAUUUUGUGUCAUACCUGAUGAGCCAACCAAUUUUUGGACCUUUGGACAAUCGCCACAAUUUUGAAAAGGACUCUGGUCCGAGGAAAAUAUUUUUAGGAGAACGUUUUGAGGAGAACAACCCUUUAUUAGGAGUAGGCGAACAGGACUUUUUGUCCAUUUAUUUGUGAUUUAACUUGUCAAUUAAUAUGUAAUUCGACCUCAGGGGAGAAAAAUUUGUUAUUUAUUUUAUUAUUAUUUUGCAUUCUAUUAUUUUUCCCUUCCUUGUCCCUGUUUUCCCUAUCCCUUGGUACGGUAGUCGCAACCGGAUACGAUGAAUCUUAAUUCAUCGGUGCCUCCCCUGAGGUCGCUGUCAAAGCUUCAAAUAAAAAUUUUCAUCUUCAACAUGUUGUUGAUGUUUUGAUUUAACUGAUUUUUUGAUUAUCUUUUUUUUAUCUAAUUGUGAUUGUUUAUUUUUCUUAAUUAAUAUUAAUAUUACUCUUUGGUCUAUGGAGAGGCUUUUUCGUAGACAGCUGUCAUCUCAAGUAGGUGGAGGUUCUGGUGUCCGGCGAAAUGAGUUGUACAUUCAAAUGAUAUCAGAAUGUUUUCGGAAUAAAUUGUUUGGAGAUAAAUUAAAUUGUUCAAUUGAUGGAAAGACAAUUGACAAAGUAAAAUCAAGUCUUGCUGAUCAUGGUUUAUGGAGAUUAUCAAAGAAAAAGAAAAAUGUAAUUAGUAAAUCAACAGUGGAAGAUGGUCCAAUGUAUCCUUCUGAUCCAGCUCCUUCCAUUGAAUUUAAAUUACCUAAUUUGGUUGGUAACAAUAUAGAGGAACAUUUCCAAUCAAUUGGUGAAAAAUAUUCAUCGGCUUACAAAUCGUUAGCCGAUGAAAUUGUCUCCAAACCUUUACCCCAAUUACCAGAUAAAUGGAGUUACACUCAAGGUUGGACUCGUUAUGUGAUUGAUAAUUAUGGCCAAAUGAUUAAAUCGAAAGUUGAUUAUCCCGAUGAGAAAGUAUUAAUUUUCGAUGUUGAAGUUUGUAUGAAUGAUGGAUCAGGUAAACAACCAACUUUAGCUGCUUGUGCCUCACCUGAUGCUUGGUACUCAUGGUGUAGUCCAAGGUUGAUCAAUGAAACAACUGAAUUAGAUAAUCUAUCAGUUAAAUAUCAAACCAAUCAGCAACAAUUAAAACUCAAUGAAAUGAUAACCAUGGGUAGUUACGCCAGUUGUGAGCGAUUAAUCAUUGGCCACAAUGUUUCCUUUGAUAGAUCCUACAUAAAAGAUCAAAAUUUAAUCGAUUGUGAUAAGACCCGUUUCCUUGAUACAAUGAGCCUUCAUAUCAGUUUAUCAGGAUUAACCGGAUAUCAACGAGCUUUAUCCUUUUCCUACAAGGUGGGCAAAAAGAAUGGAAUGAAUGAUUUAUCGUUGAAAUCCAAAUUUGAGAACGCUGGUCACCCUGAUCCCGGUGGAUGGCAAGAACUUGGCUCAUUGAAUAGUCUUAAAGAUGUUUAUGCUUUUCAUUGUAAGAAAGAGAUGAGUAAAGAAGAGCGAGAUAUCUUUGUGAAAGGUUCACUUUCCGAUGUUCGAGAAAAUUUCCAAGAAUUAGUCACCUAUUGUGCUGGUGAUGUGAUCGCAACACAUGAAGUUUUCCGAUCGAUUUGGUCUCAAUAUCUUAAUCGAUUUCCUCAUCCGGUUACUUUAGCUGGAAUGUUGGAAAUGUCAACCAUGUAUCUACCGGUGAAUAUACCCAAUUGGGAGCGAUAUCUAGAGGAAGCUCAAAGUGUUUACAAUGAUUUAGAGAGAGAAGUUCAUUUAUGCCUUCAAUCUCUUGCUAAUCAAGCCUGUUCUCUAUCGAAAGAUAAAAGUUAUUCCAAUGAUCCAUGGCUUUGGGAUUUAGAUUGGUCAACGCAAGAAUUACGAUUCAAUAAGGAAAAGAUUAAGAAGUUGAAUGCCAAAAAAUCGUCUAAACCAAAAAAGAAUGGAAAAAAUGUCAACAGCAAAGUAGAGAUUGAAAAAGUUGAGAAUGAUACUACAAUCAGCGAAACUCAAAGUACCAUUGAUAAAAUUUUAACCACAGAAAAUUUAAUAUCCAAAGUUCAACCUCUUCUCCCUGGUUACCCUGCUUGGUAUCGAGAUCUAUGUGACCAUCCAUUUGGUGGUUCUAAACUACGAAGUGAUGAGAAACUAUUAAAAUGGCAACCUGGACCUUCCCUGAUUAGUACAUCAAUGAGAACAUCACCUAAAUUGUUACGAAUGCUUUGGAAAGGUUAUCCUCUUCAUUACGAUGAUACACAUAAAUGGGGUUACCUUGUGCCCGAUUCGUGGUCAAAUACCAAUUCUUCUGGUGAAUUUCCCUUGGAAGAAUAUCUCAAAAUUGUGAACAUUACCCAACAAGAGAGACAACGAAAAGAUGAUAAAAGAUUACAAUUGAAAACGGCUGAUCCCGAUUGGAUGGAUCAUGAGUUAUUCGAUGAGAAUAUAAGUCUCGAAGAAGAUGAUAAUGAACAUUCUGCUAUUAAGAUGUUCGGUUGUAAAUUUUAUCGACUUCCACAUAAAAGUGGCCCCGACAAUAAAGUGGGAAAUCCAUUGGGAAAGGAAUUCCUUAGGUAUCUUGAUGAUGGAACUUUAUCAACAUUCCUUAAGAAAACUCAAGCUCAAUCAUUUCUACAGAUUAGUAAAACGCUUUCAUAUUGGAAGAAUUCAAAUAAACGGAUCUAUUCACAACUAGUGGUUCCAAUUGAUUCAUCGGGUUAUGUUGGAGCUUUAUUGCCUCGAGUAAUUGUGGCGGGAACAAUAACUCGAAGAGCUGUUGAACCAACUUGGUUAACCGCAUCAAAUGCCGUUUCAGACCGAUUGGGAAGUGAAUUAAAAGCAAUGAUUCAAGUACCCAAAGGAUAUAAAUUGGUUGGCGCUGAUGUUGACUCGCAAGAGCUUUGGAUUGCCUCGUUAAUUGGUGACUCUCAUUUUGCCAAAAUUCAUGGUUCAACUCCGAUCGGUUGGAUGACCUUACAGGGAAGCAAAGCAACCAAAACUGAUAUGCACUCGAAAGUGGCAGAAAUGGUUGGAAUUAAUCGUGAUCAAGCUAAAGUGCUUAAUUAUGGUCGCAUUUAUGGAGCGGGUAAAGCAUUUGCAGCCCGAUUUUUGAAGCAAUCAAAUGAAAAUCUCACUGAUGAUGAAGCGAAAACAAAAGCGAUCAAAAUUUACAAACAAACGAAAGGUACACGAGUUAACGUUACCGAUACGGAGAAACGGUUCAUACGGAAAGAGUGGAAAGGUGGAAGUGAAUCUCAAAUGUUCAACAAAUUAGAAACAAUUGCCCUCUCACCCGAACCCUGUACUCCCGUUUUAAACUGUAAGAUAAGUACAGCGCUACUACCGAUUGAGGUUCGACAAUCAUUUGUACCAAGUGUAGUUAAUUGGGUUGUUCAAAGUUCAGCGGUUGAUUAUCUUCAUCUGAUGCUGGUAAACAUGAAAUGGCUUCUAGAUGAGUUCAAUAUCGAUGGUAGAUUUUGUUUAUCCAUCCACGAUGAGGUCAGAUACAUGGUCAAAGAUGCCGAUUGUUAUAAAGCGGCACUUGCACUUCAAGUAACUAAUCUGUUCACGCGAUCAAUGUUUGCCUCGAGAAUGGGAAUGUACGAUUUACCUCAAUCAGUUGCUUUCUUCAGCUCCAUCGAUAUCGACACUGUGCUUCGUAAAGAGGUUUAUCUUGAUUGUAAAACUCCGUCCAACCCUCACGGCCUUAAAUUGGGCUAUGGAAUUGAACAAGGUGAAAGUUUGGAUAUUUAUCAGCUUCUUAAACGACCCGAAAUAGCUAAGUUAAUUACUUGGGAAUCGAAAAGUUCAUCUGAAGGUGAAGGCGGCGAUUCUAGUGAUGAUGUUGAUCCAACUAUGAUUUUCACACUUAUACCAAAUAAUAAUUCGGAGAAAAUUAAUCAACUAUCAACUUAAUUCGACUUUUAAAAUCGAAUCAACAAUUUGUUAAUUAUUUUAAUAGAAAUUUAUGUAAAUAAUUCAUCUCUUGCAUUUUCUCAUCCGAUAUUCUGUAAAUUAACUAAUUGUCACCUUUUCUUUUUGAUCUUUUUUUCUUGUUGAUUAUAUUUUCUCAAUUGAUCUCAUGUAAUAUUUAACGUUUCACUGUUAAUUGUGAUCAACUUUAAUUGAUCACUUUCGUAUAGUUUGAAUAAAGUUUAUUUAAUAAGUAAAA
Molecule: messenger RNA, 4408 nt
Organism: Panonychus citri (citrus red mite)
Lineage: Eukaryota; Metazoa; Arthropoda; Arachnida; Trombidiformes; Tetranychidae
Gene: tam
Product: DNA polymerase subunit gamma-1-like
Exons: 3
Coding region: 718-4152 (1144 amino acids)
Biological process (GO): mitochondrial DNA replication
Cellular component (GO): mitochondrion; gamma DNA polymerase complex
Molecular function (GO): DNA-directed DNA polymerase activity; 3'-5' exonuclease activity; DNA binding
Source: RefSeq, a predicted model, not a curated record